Messenger RNA from Homalodisca vitripennis (glassy-winged sharpshooter), 1122 nucleotides. Its product is annotated as procathepsin L-like. Bases 22 to 1029 code for a protein of 335 amino acids. The record is from RefSeq and is a predicted model, not a curated record. Gene Ontology annotation, cellular component: lysosome. NCBI's taxonomy places the organism in Eukaryota, Metazoa, Arthropoda, Insecta, Hemiptera, Cicadellidae. Gene Ontology annotation, molecular function: cysteine-type endopeptidase activity. The transcript is spliced from 7 exons. Gene Ontology annotation, biological process: immune response.
AAUCUGUCAAGAUAGGUUUCAAUGAUGGCUAUGAAGUUCUUAGUUCUCUUAUCUCUAGCGAUGGUGGCGCUCACACUAUCUAUAGAAGUGUCUGAAGAUGCGAUCUUUCAGUGGGAAUUAUUUAAGGUACAACACAAUAAGGAUUAUAUAUCCAAUGAAGAAGAGGAAAUGCGAAAGGGAAUUUUUUUGAAUAAUUUACGAUUUGUCCUGGAACACAAUGCCAAGUACAAGAGAGGAGAGGAAACAUAUGAAGUAGAAAUCAACAUUUUUGCUGAUAUGACUCCUGACGAAAUACUCUCAAGGAAAGGCUAUCGACGACCAGAGGGAGAGCCGCGCGGAGGGGAGCCCUUCCAGGAGAAGACAGGAGUGGAGUUGGCUAGUAACGUGGACUGGAGGAAGAAGGGAGCAGUAACUGGAGUCAAAAACCAAGGCACCUGUGGGUCAUGCUGGUCCUUCAGCGCGACUGGCAGUCUAGAAGGCCAGCACUUCCUGAAGACCAAUACAUUGGUAUCGCUGAGUGAACAGAACCUAAUUGACUGCUCCAGGACAGUUGGAGACUUAGGUUGUGAGGGCGGAUGGCCAGAGAAGGCUUUCACCUACGUCAACAUGAACAAGGGCAUUGACACAGAGGCAUCGUAUCCUUAUGAAGCCAAGGACGAUAAAUGUCGUUACAAUCCUAAGAACAUCGGCGCCACAGCAGUAGGCUUUGUGAGCCUCCCGACGGCCAACGAGACUAGCCUCCAAGCUGCUGUAGCCACGGUUGGUCCUAUCUCAGUCAUAAUCGAUGCAAGUCUCACCUCCUUCGCUCUAUACAAGCAAGGAGUUUAUCGCGCAAAGGGAUGCUCAAAAGUCGAUCUAGACCAUGCUGUCUUGACUGUGGGUUACGGCAAUGUCAAGAAAGGAGGCGAUUACUGGCUAAUCAAGAACUCCUGGGGAACGAAAUGGGGAAUGAACGGCUACAUGAUGAUGGCCAGAAAUAGCAACAACAUGUGUGGUAUUGCUACCGAGCCGAGCUACCCACUUGUGUGAUUAUCUCUCCUUUUUCUCAAUGCAAAAUUUAAACUUAAUCUGUAUUAUCAAACCUCAUACAAAGAAAUAAAAAGCAAUAUUAAAUAUACAUUA